Messenger RNA from Alnus glutinosa, 861 nucleotides. RefSeq names its product G-type lectin S-receptor-like serine/threonine-protein kinase At1g11410. The coding region runs from base 1 to 822 and encodes 273 amino acids. The transcript has 2 exons. The record is from RefSeq and is a predicted model, not a curated record. Lineage: Eukaryota; Viridiplantae; Streptophyta; Magnoliopsida; Fagales; Betulaceae.
AUGGAGAGUACCUUUAGUAGUGUGUUCUUACAUCAAUCAAGUCUGCCUGCAACCUCACUUGCCAAGAUCGUGUAUUGUGCAAAGCGGUUUCUCUUUCUGCAAACGUUGCUCCACUUCCUCCUCCGGUUUGGCACAUCACUGGACGCCAUAACUACCGGCCAAAAUAUUAGAGAUGGACCAGACGGUGGUGAGGUUUUAGUCUCUAGCGGAGAAAUCUUUUCACUUGGUUUCUUUACUCCUGGCAAGUUCACCCACCACUAUGUUGGGAUUUGGUAUUAUAGGCCUCCAGGAAAAACCGUGGUAUGGGUUGCAAACAGAGACACGCUUAUUAACGACACUUCUGGAGUUCUCUCAAUUGAUGCUCAUGGAAACCUGGUACUCCACGCCAACAAUGGGAGCACACCCAUUUGGUCGACAAAUCUUGUCUCGAAAUCAGGAAACAAUAGUACUCUCGCUCAGCUCGAGGACUCGGGAAAUCUAGCCUUGAUCAGUGACAAUGGAACAAGGGAGGUAUUAUGGGAAAGCUUUGACCAUCCAACAAACACCCAGCUUCCAAAAAUGAAAAUCAGGAUUGACCGGAGGACGGGUCUGAACCGGGUCCUAACAUCUUGGAAGUCCAAAGAUGACCUGGGGACUGGAAAUUGGUCGUACAAGAUCCACACCAACGGCACCCCUCAGUUGUUCUUGUACAACAAACACGUUCUACGGUGGCGCUCCGGUCAUUGGAUUGGCCUUGGAUGGAGCGGCGUACCCACCUUGGAAGGCACUGUUCUCUUCAAUUUCAGCUUGGUGGACAACCAGAGUGAGACUACCGCGGUCUAGAGCAUCGCCACUCGCUACAAUGUAAUCUUAUCAAUGUUA